AUGCAUGUGCGGUAUGAGCCUGACCCCGUGUUCAAGCCCGUCAGCUCCGCGCAGCCCAAGCUAGACUGCUCCGAAGUGGGGCUAGACGGGGAUCAGGAGCUGUGGCUGCUGCAGCUGCCACUUGACUUCCCCGCUGGUGCCAGCGUGAGCUGGACCAUCUCUGAGGAUCCUGAGGAUGGCGUCCGCGGCCACUGCACAAUUAAAGGCGCCGAGUAUGUUCUGGUGCCGGAGCCGGAAGCGCUGUCUGCAGCCCUGUUUGCCACCCCUGCCAGCGAGCACGGCAGCCUGGUGCCUGUGACGCGCCGCAUGACGGUUGCCCGCGUGAGCGCGGCCCCGCUGGUGUGCUUUGGGCAGGACGGUCGGGAGCUGGGCAAAGCCGGCAUGGCGCCCCAAGUGGCGCAGCUGCUGUCGCCCGACAAGAAGGCUCUGGAGAAGAAGAAAGCGGAGCAGCGGCGGCGCGGGCCGGCGGCGGUAGCGCCGACGAUACCCAAGCCGCGUGGCGGCGCCGCGCCUGCAGUGCCCAACAAGAAGGGGCAAGCGACACCUGGGUCAGAGGGGCCACGGGAAGCAGAAGCGGCGGCCCCGGGCGGCGCGCCGGCCGCGGCGGCGGAGCAGCAGCAGCAGCAGCAGCCUGGGGAGAAGGGCAAACAGAAGAAGGACAAGUCUGAGAAGAAGAAAAAGAAGAAGCGGGAGCAGGAAGAGGGGGCAGCGGCAGCAGCCUUGGAGGCGGCAGGGGGCAGCGAGCCAAGCGGGAAGAAGCAGCGCAAGGCAGCAGAGCAGCAGGCUGUUGCGCCUGUGGCUGCAGCACCGGCGCUGGCUGCGGCUGCAGCAACGCCAUCUGAGGCGCCAGCAGCGCCAGCAGCAGCAGGCAAGCCGGAGAAAAAGAAGAAGGAGAAGAAAGACAAGAAGGACAAGAAGAAGAAGAGCAGCACUUGA
Molecule: messenger RNA, 936 nt
Organism: Chlorella variabilis
Lineage: Eukaryota; Viridiplantae; Chlorophyta; Trebouxiophyceae; Chlorellales; Chlorellaceae
Product: expressed protein
Exons: 4
Coding region: 1-936 (311 amino acids)
Source: RefSeq, a predicted model, not a curated record